Messenger RNA from Thalassophryne amazonica, 1862 nucleotides. It is a transcript of the gene hadhb, whose product is annotated as hydroxyacyl-CoA dehydrogenase trifunctional multienzyme complex subunit beta. The record is from RefSeq and is a predicted model, not a curated record. Gene Ontology annotation, biological process: fatty acid beta-oxidation. Gene Ontology annotation, molecular function: acyltransferase activity, transferring groups other than amino-acyl groups. The transcript is spliced from 16 exons. NCBI's taxonomy places the organism in Eukaryota, Metazoa, Chordata, Actinopteri, Batrachoidiformes, Batrachoididae. Bases 97 to 1515 code for a protein of 472 amino acids.
CAGGACAAACGACGGUCUUUGUAGUCCAGCUGCACUAACCCUGUCAGUCAGAAGGGUAAGCGGCGCUUUAGUGAGAAAAUACAAGUACAGAACAUAAUGGCUUCCAUGUUGCUGAGCUCGAUGAGCUGCGCGGUCAGCCCGGCCAGGGCCGUGUACUUUGCGACACGCUCCCUCAGCACAGCAGCUCAGUUACAAGCUCAGGCUCAACUCAAGACAAAGAAGACACUCGCUCGGCCUGGUGUGAAAAACAUUGUUCUAGUAGAAGGAGUUCGGACCCCUUUCCUGUUGUCUGGAACCACAUAUGCUGACCUGAUGCCCCACGACCUGGCCAGAGCAGCUCUGCUGGGUCUGCUGCACAGAACAGGUUUACCUAAAGAUGCUGUGGACUACAUCAUUUUUGGCACAGUUAUUCAGGAAGUCAAGACGAGCAACGUCGCAAGAGAAGCAGCACUGGGUGCUGGCUUCUCUGAUAAGAUUCCAGCACACACUGUAACCAUGGCCUGCAUUUCCUCCAACCAAGCGAUGACUUCAGCUGUUGGUUUGAUUGCUGCUGGCCAGUGUGACACUGUUGUGGCAGGCGGAGUGGAGUUCAUGUCUGAUGUUCCUAUCCGGCACAGUCGUAAGAUGAGGAAAACCAUGCUGUCCCUGAACAAAGCCAAAACCCUCGGCCAGAGGCUGAGUUUGCUCGGCAGCAUACGACUGGCUCACUUUUCCCCUGAGCUUCCUGCAGUGGCUGAGUUCUCCUCAGCAGAAACUAUGGGCCACAGUGCUGAUCGCCUGGCUGCUGCAUUUGAGGUUUCUAGGGUCGAGCAGGAUGAGUUUGCUCUACGAUCACAUAGUCUGGCCAAAAAGGCUCAGGAGGCUGGUCUACUGCAGGAUGUUCACUCCUUUAAAGUGCCAGGUCGUGAUAUUGUUUCCAAGGACAAUGGCAUCCGUCCAUCCUCCAUGGAGCAGAUGGGCAGACUGAAGCCCGCCUUCAUUAAACCUCAUGGCACCAUCACUGCUGCCAACGCUUCUUUUUUGACUGAUGGUGCCUCUGCUGUGCUCAUCAUGUCUGAAGAAAAAGCUUUGGCGAUGGGUUACAAGCCUAAAGCCUACCUCAGAGACUUUGUCUACGUGUCGCAGGACCCGAAAGAUCAGCUGCUGUUAGGACCAACAUAUGCCACGCCCAAAGUCCUGGAGCGUUCCGGCCUGAACAUGAGCGACAUUGACGUCUUUGAGUUCCACGAGGCGUUUGCUGGGCAGAUCUUGGCAAAUCUGAAAGCCAUGGACUCUGACUGGUUCGCGCAAACGUAUAUGGGCAGGAAAUCAAAGGUUGGGACUCCUUCCAUGGAUAAGUUCAACCUCUGGGGAGGGUCUCUGUCUUUGGGUCAUCCGUUUGGUGCCACUGGCUGCAGGCUAGUUACCACGGCGGCACACCGUCUGAAGAAGGAAGGAGGACAGUAUGCACUGGUGGCAGCCUGUGCUGCCGGAGGACAGGGACAUGCCAUGGUGGUGGAGGCGUACCCCCACUAAGCCUCUGAGAGUAUCACCUCUGACCCAGUCCUCAGCUUCGUUGUGAUUGCUGCACACGUACAGUUCUCACUAACCUCCACACAGCAGAUUGAUUGUACAUACUUACAAUUCAUAAGUCAGAUGUAAAAUAUGUACGUAUGAGGAACUAUGUGGAACUUUGCUCCAAGUCUCUUAAAUGACGUUGAGGAAAUCUGACGAUAAACUGUGUCAUACCAGGAUCUUCAUGGAGUCUAAUGAAAGUGCAGCAAAAUUAAAUCACCUAAAAGAGACAGGAUGGAGCUAAUGUUUAUAUGCGCCUUAAAAAGUUUCUAAGACUUGUUGAUAUUAAAUGAAGUAAUGUCAAACUG